This is a messenger RNA of Nakaseomyces glabratus, 801 nucleotides long. It is a transcript of the gene MMS21, whose product is annotated as SUMO ligase MMS21. Gene Ontology annotation, biological process: double-strand break repair via homologous recombination; protein sumoylation. Lineage: Eukaryota; Fungi; Ascomycota; Saccharomycetes; Saccharomycetales; Saccharomycetaceae. Gene Ontology annotation, molecular function: zinc ion binding; SUMO ligase activity. The record is from RefSeq and is a predicted model, not a curated record. Gene Ontology annotation, cellular component: nucleus; Smc5-Smc6 complex.
AUGGAUAGCGUUGCACUUCCGGAGGCGCUGCCGAUACAUAAAGAUCAAAGAGAUAACUUCCAUGAUCUGCGAGAGUGCUAUAUAUCUUCUGAGUUAAGUACGAUUGAGAAACAAUACGAAAAAACCAUCAACCAGCUGACUACAUACAUCGAUCUACUGGAAGAGGAUCAGAUACUACAGUGCGUGAACAAGCUUACUGAGAGUUACAAAGAUACCUUAGCGCAAAAAGAACAGGCGGACCAAUUGGAUAACCAACUGGAGUCCUUAAAACAAGAUUAUCUGAGAAUAUCUGAUCAUUCACCAGCGACUGAUAUUGAUAGCUUCAGAGAAUAUACUAAUGGUACGGUCGGCAUUGACAGUUUUCAGAAAUAUUUCACCGAGGGCAUAGUAGACCAGAAACCUACCAUACCUCGAAACAACGUGAGACGAAAGCCAAAUACAUAUGAGAAGUUACUUAAAGCACUACCAUACAUAAUCAGAGACCCAACUUGUGUGAUACCCGAUGAGGACCAAGAAGAAGACGAUAUUCAAAUUGAAGGUGGUAAAAUCGAAUUGAAUUGCCCCAUUACUUGCAAACCGUUUGAGAACCCAAUGAUCUCCAAAGCUUGUAAUCACGUAUUUGACAAAGUGGGUAUCCAGAUGUACUUUGAUACACCAGAUAAGAAGAAAUGUCCCCAAGGAGCGUGUGGACAUGAGCUGACUGCGCGUGAUUUUAUCCCAGACAACAUUAUGAUGCUCAGAUGCAAGAUUAACAAUAGAAAGAAAAACGAUCAGGCUAGAAACAUGCUAGAUGUGUUAUGA